GAUAGAGGCCAUCGUCAUGGUCAGGCAGGUCACCACUAUCGAAGAUCAGGAGAAGUGGAACAAGGAGAACUGGAAGUGCACGAAGGAGUCUUCUCAAGGUCCUCUUCUCAAGCGCAUUGAGUUUCGAUGAAGCUGAACAUGUCCGGCAAGAAGUCAUUUCUCGCCUCGCAACUGUUAGCUCUGAGAUGGAAGCUAUUGUCAAGCAGGUCAUGACUGCCGAAGAUCAAGAGCGGCAAAUUACAAAUCCGGUAAGGACCUGUCCCGGCUCGCAACCGCCAGCACCGAGAUGGAGGCCAUCAUCAAGCAGUACACCACUGUCGGAGAUCAGGAACACCAGAACAAGGAGAACCACUCUUUGAGUCCGGCAAGUCAUGUCUCGGCUCGCAACUGUCAGCACUCAGCACAGAGAUUGAUGCCCACGCCACGCAGGCUCUACUUUCCGAGAUCACGAGCAGAACAACGGAAACUGGGGGCGCGCACGAAUGAGUCCCAAGGUCUUCUUCUCAAGCGCAUCGAGUCAGGUCGCCGCCAUCGAGGAUGAGGAGCAGUAGAACAAGGAGGACCGGGAGCGCACGAAGGAUUCCCAGGGUCCUCUUCCCAAGCGUAUCGAGUAUGCCGAGCGCAACCUUGAGGAGUUCGUUUCCGCCGGCGAAGCUGCAAGCAGAUAGAAGAAACCAAGAGAACUGAGAGCGCACGAGUAAGACCCAAGGUCCUUUUCUUAAGCGCAUCGGGUUUGUCAAGCGCAACCUUGAGGAGUACGCGCGUGCUCUGGAGAAGCUGCAAGCAGAUAGAUGCUG
Messenger RNA from Zymoseptoria tritici IPO323, 797 nucleotides. RefSeq lists its product as uncharacterized. NCBI's taxonomy places the organism in Eukaryota, Fungi, Ascomycota, Dothideomycetes, Mycosphaerellales, Mycosphaerellaceae. The record is from RefSeq and is a predicted model, not a curated record. The transcript has a single exon. The annotation marks the transcript as partial.